ACAGAGGGGGAUGUUGAAGAGGUGGAUCCGCCAUGGCCACAAAAAGGUAGCUGGUUUAUUCAGUAAAGCAGACACAAGAACGAAAAGGUUUCCAGUACUAGAAGGGCAUCCAUUGGCACAAGAACAUGCGGAAGCAGCGGUGGAGACACAAGGCACCAUCCAAGAGAACCUCAAUGCCUUGAAAAAGGAAUUCCAGAUAUAUAGAUGGAACCCAGAUUUUCCCAACACCAAGCCCCAUCUGCAGUCUUAUUUUGUGGACCUGUCGACAUGUGGACCCAUGGUGUUGGACGCACUACAGAAAAUAAAAGCGGAAGAAGAUUCGAGCCUGAGUUACAGGAGGUCAUGCAGGGAAGGGAUAUGUGGGUCGUGUGCCAUGAAUAUUGAUGGAACCAACACGGUGGCUUGUCUGAGGCCCAUUGAUGCAGACACCACCAAGCCCACCACCAUCACUCCUCUCCCCCACAUGUUUGCUAUUAAGGAUCUAGUGGUUGAUCUCACCAAUUUCUACCAGCAGUACAAGUCGAUCGAGCCAUGGCUUAAGGCAAGACAGCGACCAGAGGAUGGGCGAGAAUACAGGCAAUCGCCUAAAGACAGAAAGAAGCUAGAUGGGCUGUAUGAGUGCAUACUAUGCGCUUGCUGCAGUACUUCAUGCCCUUCCUAUUGGUGGAACCCAGAAGAAUUCCCUGGACCAGCAGCUUUGCUCCAUGCUUAUCGAUGGAUCUGCGACAGCCGGGAUGACUUCGCGGAUGAAAGAGUGCAGGCAUUGCCGGAGGACCUAAAGAGGUUAUAUAGAUGCAGGACUAUAAAGAACUGCACAGUCAACUGCCCCAAAAGCCUAGACCCUGCAAAUGCCAUCCACAAGAUGAAGACUAGGCAUUUGGUUUCUCAGCCAGUGGAGUUGUUUGAAGGCCAGUAAAUUGAACUUCUGAGUCACAUCUGUGUGUGUGAGUUGUACAAGCUAGUUGAUGGAACUUGCAUCAGUUAGAAUGGACA
Messenger RNA from Vitis riparia (riverbank grape), 993 nucleotides. RefSeq names its product succinate dehydrogenase [ubiquinone] iron-sulfur subunit 3, mitochondrial. Bases 11 to 916 code for a protein of 301 amino acids. Gene Ontology annotation, molecular function: 2 iron, 2 sulfur cluster binding; electron transfer activity. Gene Ontology annotation, biological process: aerobic respiration; tricarboxylic acid cycle; respiratory electron transport chain. The transcript has 4 exons. Lineage: Eukaryota; Viridiplantae; Streptophyta; Magnoliopsida; Vitales; Vitaceae. The record is from RefSeq and is a predicted model, not a curated record. Gene Ontology annotation, cellular component: mitochondrion.